UCCCUCCCGUCCCCCCCAGCUCCUCGCCUCCGACUGCCUCCCCCUCCACGCCCGCCCUCUCGCCUCGCCGUCCCGAAGUGGAUUAAUUAUACGCUUUCUGUUUCUCUCUGCGCUGUUCUCCCCCGCUGCGAGCCUGCCCGCCUCUCGCUGUCCUCUCUCCCUCUCGCCCUCUCUUUGGCCCCCCCCUUUUCACGUUCUCUCUGUGUCUCUCACUAUCUCUGCCCCCCUCUAUCCUUGAUACAACAGCUGACCUCAUUUCCCGAUACCCUUUCCCCCCCUAAAAGUACAACAUCUGGCCCGCCCCAGCCCGCAGACAGCCCGCCCUCCCCAAACAAUCAGACGAGUCCCCCCCCCCAAAAAAAAGCCAUCCCCCCGUUCUGCCCCGUCGCACAUUCGGCCCCCGCGACUCGGCCAGAGCGGCGCUGGCAGAGGAGUGUCCGGCAGGAGGGCCAACGCCCGCUGUUCGGUUUGCGAUACGCAGCAGGGAGGUGGGCGGCAGCUGCGCCGGCUUCCAGAUGCCGAUGGGGGUCCCGAUGGGGAAGCCGAUGCUGGUGCUGCUGACCUUCUUGGCCUUGGCCUCGUGCUGCUUUGCUGCUUACCGCCCCAGUGAGACCCUGUGCGGCGGGGAGCUGGUGGACACCCUCCAGUUUGUCUGUGGGGACCGCGGCUUCUACUUCAGCAGGCCGGCAAGCCGCGCGAGUCGCCGCAGCAGCCGUGGCAUUGUGGAGGAAUGCUGUUUCCGCAGCUGUGAUCUGGCCCUUCUGGAGACCUACUGUGCCACCCCCGCCAAGUCCGAGAGGGACGUGUCGACCCCUCCGACCGUGCUUCCGGACAACUUCCCCAGAUACCCCGUGGGCAAGUUCUUCCAAUAUGACACCUGGAAGCAGUCCGCCCAACGACUGCGCAGGGGCCUGCCUGCCCUCCUGCGCGCCCGCCGGGGUCGCAUGCUCGCCAAGGAGCUCGAGGCGUUCAGAGAGGCCAAGCGUCACCGUCCCCUGAUCGCCCUGCCCACCCACGACCCCGCGGCCCACGGGGGCGCCUCUCCGGAGGCGUCCGGCAAUCAGAAGUGAGCCAAAAUGUCGCGUAAUUCUGCAAGAUGGCACCGUCCACCUAGUGCCCUCCUCUUGACCAGGGGCCGUUCCACCGGGCCCCGCCUCUGACAUCUCUCGGGAUCGCGUUCCCUCUGCGGGCUCCCCCAUCCCCAGCCCCCGUGCCCCAACCUCCCCAUGUCAGGCUCUUCUCUCCUUGGCCCCCUCCAUCGGGCUGAGGAGAUCCUAGCAACAUCUCUAAAAGUGUACAAACUCGAUUGGCUUUAAAUAUCCCCCAAAUUAUCCCCAAAUUGUACCAUCAAAAAAACUAAAACUACAAACCCCUAAAUCUCUCUCUCUCUCACACACACACACACCAGUCCCCUUAAAAUGAAUUGGCUUUUUAGAAACACCAGGAACGUUAAUUAGCUAAAAACAAAAACAAAAUAAACUAAAAUUAUCAAUUGGCUAAAAAAAAAAAACCCAAAAUGAAUUGGCUUAAAAACAAUUGGCAUCAUGAAAGAAUUAGGCCCCUCCCUUCCUUCUCUUCCCCAGGGACCUCGAGUCAGAUUGGCCAUGGGCUCGGGCGCCUGGCCUCCAGGAGAAAGGAAGGGACCCCAAAUCUACAGGUAGGCACGUCAUGGUCCACUGCCGGCUCUGGCCUCCUCAGGCAAAACUCUGGUCGCGUUUGGGGAGAAUUGGUCAUCCUCAGAACAGCAAAGCCCCAGACUCAUUCCUUGCUCUAUUUCCCAUCCUCGAAAGUCACCAUGGAGCUAGAUGGGGGUUCCCAGUGAGACCGAAGGAGGGGAGAACAGAACAUGAACACCGAAAUUCGUGAAAAUAAACUUUAAUUGGCACAAACCCCCAUACAGCCUAAAAUCCAUCCUCCCAAAACCCACAUAUCCCAAAAUCUUACAUCUCAAUUUCCACCCUAAAAAACAUCCACACACCCACAUGUAUCCCUGCAGACACCCCCUUACAUGCAUGCACACGCACACACACCC
Callorhinus ursinus (northern fur seal) is the source of this 2032-nucleotide messenger RNA. The record is from RefSeq and is a predicted model, not a curated record. Lineage: Eukaryota; Metazoa; Chordata; Mammalia; Carnivora; Otariidae.